CGGAAGUUGCGCCUUCUUUACUCGCCCUUUCAAAAUGCUGCCGAGGCCUUCAGCUGUGUGACUGACACCCCUCCCCGCGGACUCGGCAGGGGAGCGACUCAUGGAGCAGCCGUAAGUUUUAUCAAUAGGCUGCAAUUUCUUCACUGCCAAAAUGUCAUCACUUUCCACCUCUGCCCAGUGUUCAACAUCUGAGAGUGCUUGCAGUAUCUCUACGGAACAAAUCACUCAGGUACAACCAAAACUGUCACUUCUGAAGAUUUUGCGGGCAGCAGGUGCACAAGGAGAAACAUUCACUGUUAAAGAGGUCAUGCGGUACCUUGGUCAGUAUAUAAUGAUGAAGCAGCUCUAUGAUCAGCAGGAGCAGCACAUGGUGUACUGUGAUGGAGAUCCUCUGGGGGAUCUACUGGGACGUCAGAGCUUCUCCGUGAAAGAGCCGAGCCCUCUCUAUGAUAUGCUAAGAAAGAAUCUUGUCACUUUAGCCACUUCUGCUACAGAUGCUGCUCAGACUCUCGCUCUCGCACAGGAUCACAGUAUGGAUAUUCCAAGCCAAGACCACCUGAAGCAAAGUGAAGUGGAAAGUUUGAACUCCAGGAAAAGAACUGACGAAAGUGAUGCUCCCACGCUGCCUACCUCACAGCAUAAUUGCAGAAAUUCAAGACAAGAUGAAGACUUGAUAGAAAAUUUAACCCCAAAUAAGAACUCUCUGUUGGACCUCGGAUUUGAGGAGUGUGAUGUAGCUGGUCUGCCUUGGUGGUUUUUAGGAAACUUGAGAAAUAACUCUUCUCCUAGAAGUAAUGGCUCAAUGGAUUUACGGACAAAUCAGGAUGUAGGUACUGCUCUUUUUUCAGACACUACAGAUGACUUGUGGUUUUUGAAUGAUUCUGUAUCAGAGCAGUUAGGUGUUGGAAUGAAAGCUGAACCUGCUCAUACUGAACAAAUAAGGGACGAUGUAGAGAAAAAGAAUGAAAAAAAGGUGGUUGAAAUGGAAAAAAGUGAUGACUUGGAGGACUCUAGGUCCUUAAGUGAUGAUACGGAUACAGAAGUUACCUCAGAGAAUGAGUGGCAGUGUACGGAAUGCAAGAAGUUUAACUCUCCAAGCAAGAGAUACUGUUUCCGUUGCUGGGCCUUGAGGAAGAAUUGGUAUUCAGAUUGCUCCAAGUUAACGCACUCUCUCUCCACCUCUGAUAUCACUGCCAUCCCCGACAAGGAAAAUGAAGGAAUCGAUGUCCCUGAUUGCCGAAGAACAAUUUCAGCUCCAGUUGUUAGGCCUAAAGAUAUGUACAGAAAAGAAGACAACCCCAAGCCUCUUGGUCCUUGCCGCUCGGUGGAAUUUUUGGAUUUGGCUCACAGUUCUGAAAGCCAGGAAACCAUCUCCAGCAUGGGCGAGCAAUCAGGUAUCAGAAGAGAUGCCGAGAACAUGGAGGAUUGCCAGACUCUUUUGAAACCCUGUAGCCUGUGCGAGAAAAGACCACGUGAUGGGAAUAUUAUUCAUGGGAGGACAGGUCAUCUUGCCACGUGCUUUCAUUGUGCUAGAAGACUAAAGAAGGCCGGGGCUUCUUGCCCUGUUUGCAAGAAAGAGAUUCAGCUGGUUAUUAAAGUUUUUAUAGCAUAG
Molecule: messenger RNA, 1612 nt
Organism: Elephantulus edwardii (Cape elephant shrew)
Lineage: Eukaryota; Metazoa; Chordata; Mammalia; Macroscelidea; Macroscelididae
Gene: MDM4
Product: Mdm4 p53 binding protein homolog (mouse)
Exons: 11
Coding region: 152-1612 (486 amino acids)
Biological process (GO): regulation of cell cycle; protein ubiquitination; negative regulation of apoptotic process
Cellular component (GO): nucleus
Molecular function (GO): ubiquitin-protein transferase activity
Source: RefSeq, a predicted model, not a curated record